CACUGUCGCUGCUAUAAAUGCCUCGCUGGCUUUUUUGCCACACCUUCUACUCACAUCAUUUCACAUACAUACACUCGGCCGCACCCAAACUUUCCCCAGCCAACCUUCGGAUCUCCACAUCCGUCAUGUCCUACCGCCCUAACUACCAAGGCGGCGGCCGCAGAGGUGCCGCCUCAUCCUCUGGUCGAGGCAGAGGUCGCCGCGGAGGAGGCGGUGGCAGCGGCGGUCGCGGUGGUGGACGCGGCGAGCAAAGAUGGUGGGACCCAGUUUGGCGAGCUGAGCGCCUGAGACAACAAGAAGCUGAGAAGGAGUUGCUUGAUGAGAAUGAGUGGUGGGAUAAGAUAGAGAAGAUGAAAAGAGGAGGGGAGCAGGAAAUGAUCAUCAAGCGUUACUUUAGUGUUGCAGAUCAGCAAACUCUAGCUGAUAUGGCUUAUAAGCAUGGGCUUUACUUCCAUGCUUAUGAUAAGGGGAAGACUCUUGUUGUUAGCAAAGUUCCAUUGCCAGAUUACCGUGCAGAUCUUGAUGCGCGUCAUGGAUCAACACAGAAGGAGAUUAGAAUGUCCACAGACAUGGAGAGGAGAGUAGGAAAUCUUUUGAAUAGCUCACAGUCAAUAGAGGCAGCAUCUGCUAGUUUGCCUUCUGUAUCAACUGACCUGGGACAUAAACAAUCAAUGACUACUAUAAAAUCUGUUUCUUCACAGAAGACUGAUUCUUCAAAGGAGAAACUUAGUGUUGUACUCAAAGAAAGGCAGGAACUUGCACAGGCUAGUGAUUGUUUGAAGGAAAUGAUAUCAUUUAGAGAGAAGCUUCCUGCAUUUAAAAUGAAGUCUGAGUUUCUGAAAGCGGUUCAAGAAAAUCAGGUAUUGGUAGUUUCAGGAGAGACAGGUUGUGGCAAGACAACGCAACUGCCACAAUUUAUACUGGAAGAAGAAAUAUCGCGUUUGCGUGGAGCUGAUUGCAACAUAAUUUGUACUCAGCCUCGUCGCAUAUCUGCAAUUUCUGUUGCAGCUCGAAUAUCUGCUGAAAGGGCCGAGAGUCUUGGUGAAACAGUUGGAUACCAAAUCCGGCUUGAAACAAAAUGUUCUGCGGAAACACGCCUUCUUUUCUGCACCACUGGUGUAUUACUUAGGAAAUUGGUCCAAGAUCCAGAGUUGGCUGGUGUUAGUCAUUUGCUGGUGGAUGAAAUUCAUGAAAGAGGCAUGAAUGAAGACUUUUUGAUUAUAAUUUUGCGUGACCUUCUUCCUCGACGUCCAGAUUUGCGUCUCAUUCUAAUGAGUGCCACUAUCAAUGCUGAUUUGUUCUCUGAAUACUUUGCAAAUGCCCCAACAUUGCACAUACCGGGAUUUACUUUCCCUGUGGUGGAGCACUUCCUAGAAGAUGUGUUGGACAAAACUCGAUAUAUCAUCAAGUCGGAGUUUGACAAUUUUGAGGUGAAUUCAAGGAGAAGAAGGAAACAACAGGAUUCUAAGAAGGAAUCUUUGACCGAAAUGUUUGAGGAUAUUGAUGUAGAUAGUCAUUACAAAAAUUACAGCUUAGGUGUUAGAAAAUCUCUUGAAGCUUGGUCAGGUUCACAGAUUGAUUUGGGUCUGGUAGAGGCAACAAUUGAAUAUAUAUGUCGGAAUGAAGGUGGUGGAGCAAUUCUUGUAUUUCUUACUGGCUGGGAUGAAAUCUCUAAGCUGCUUGACAAACUUAAAGGAAAUAACUUUCUUGGAGACCCUAACAAAUUUUUAGUCCUUCCUUUACAUGGCUCAAUGCCUACCAUCAACCAGCGUGAAAUAUUUGACCGCCCUCCCCCUAACAUGAGAAAAAUUGUACUAGCAACAAAUAUUGCUGAGAGUAGCAUCACCAUAGAUGACGUUGUGCAUGUCAUAGACUGUGGUAAGGCUAAGGAGACCAGCUAUGAUGCUCUAAAUAAGCUUGCCUGCCUGUUACCAUCCUGGAUUUCAAAGGCUUCAGCUCAUCAGAGACGUGGCCGAGCUGGUCGCGUGCAACCUGGAGUUUGUUAUAGGUUGUAUCCAAAACUGAUCCACGAUGCAAUGCCUCAGUAUCAGUUAGCUGAAAUCCUCCGAACACCGUUGCAAGAAUUGUGCCUGCAUAUUAAAAGUUUGCAGCUUGGAACUGUGGGAUCAUUUUUAGGAAAGGCACUUCAGCCACCAGAUCCUCUCGCUGUUCAGAAUGCUAUUGAGCUUCUAAAAACAAUUGGGGCAUUAGAUGAUAUGGAGGAGCUUACUCCACUGGGUCGGCAUCUUUGCACCAUACCUUUGGACCCAAAUAUAGGGAAGAUGCUUCUCAUGGGCUCUAUCUUUCAGUGCCUCAAUCCCGCCUUGACUAUAGCUGCAGCUCUUGCUUAUCGCAACCCAUUUGUCCUACCCAUAAACAGAAAAGAGGAAGCUGAUGCAGCAAAACAAUAUUUUGCCGGUGAUUCUUAUAGUGAUCACAUAGCCCUUCUCAAAGCUUUUGAAGGAUGGAAGGAGGCAAAACAUAGUGGGAACGAAAAGGAAUUUUGUUGGGAUAAUUUCCUUUCCCCCCCAACCUUGCGGUUGAUUGAUGACAUGAGAAUACAAUUUCUCAAUUUAUUAUCUGACAUUGGAUUUGUUGACCAGUCCAAGAGUAUUAAUGCUUACAACCAGUACAGUCGUGAUUUGGAGAUGGUUUCUGCAAUCCUUUGUGCUGGGCUCUACCCUAAUGUUGUUCAGUGCAAAAGAAGAGGAAAACGGACAGCAUUCUACACUAAAGAAGUUGGGAAGGUUGACAUCCAUCCUGCUUCUGUUAAUGCUGGUGUUCAUCUCUUCCCUCUGCCCUACAUGGUAUACAGUGAAAAGGUGAAAACAACCAGCAUCUAUAUUAGAGACUCUACGAAUAUUUCAGAUUAUGCCCUACUUCUAUUUGGUGGUAAUCUUGUCUCUAACAAAACUGGUGAGGGCAUUGAGAUGCUUGGAGGCUACCUUCAUUUCUCUGCUUCGAAGAGUGUCAUUGAGUUGAUAAGGAAAUUACGCAUGGAGCUUGACAAGCUUCUAAACAGAAAGAUUGAAGAACCAGGAUUGGACAUUUCUGCUGAAGGAAAAGGAGUGGUUUCUGCCGCUAUUGAGUUGCUGCACAGUCAAAGCAUUCGAUAAUUUCUUUUUUUCCAGGAAUGAGGGCAUGUUGUUCUGAGUCCUGCCAUUCAUUAGCUAUUAUAAUUAGCGGAAGUUUUGACGAUUUUACUAGCAGUUUUUAUUAUUCGCUAACAAUGUUAUAUAUAUAUAUAGAGAGACAGGAUCCUUUGACACCGGUGUCAAAAAAAAAAUUUGACACCUCAUCUGAGAGCCGUUAGAUUAAAAAAAAUCAACGAUUCUGAUUUGUAAGCAUG
Messenger RNA from Gastrolobium bilobum, 3349 nucleotides. RefSeq names its product DExH-box ATP-dependent RNA helicase DExH1. Gene Ontology annotation, cellular component: nucleus; intracellular anatomical structure. The record is from RefSeq and is a predicted model, not a curated record. Gene Ontology annotation, molecular function: RNA binding; ATP binding. The transcript is spliced from 16 exons. Lineage: Eukaryota; Viridiplantae; Streptophyta; Magnoliopsida; Fabales; Fabaceae. Bases 18 to 3116 code for a protein of 1032 amino acids.